Molecule: messenger RNA, 444 nt
Organism: Papaver somniferum (opium poppy)
Lineage: Eukaryota; Viridiplantae; Streptophyta; Magnoliopsida; Ranunculales; Papaveraceae
Product: auxin-responsive protein SAUR72-like
Exons: 1
Coding region: 49-390 (113 amino acids)
Biological process (GO): response to auxin
Source: RefSeq, a predicted model, not a curated record
UAUACUAUUAGUUCUGCAAGCAAAUUCUCUGUUAAGGUUAAGAAGAUCAUGACUAAUACUAUCGAGCUUUGGAAAAAUAUUUUAUGCUGCGGUUUAAAGAGAUCUUCGUCACGGGCGGAUCGUGUUGCUCAAGGUCAUGUAAGGGUUUAUGUCGGUAAACAAGAAUUCCCAUGCAGAUUUGAGGUUGAAGCUAAUUACUUGAACCACCCUCUCUUUGAGAAUUUACUUGAGUUGUCAAGUGAAGAAUUCGGAUAUUCAUAUGAUGGUGCAUUGAGGAUUGCAUGUGAAAUUGAUCUUUUCAAAUAUCUUCUUGAUCUUCUUAAAUCAAGAAACCCUGCUGCGCAUUAUAUGGACUUGCAAGAUCUUAUGUCUAAGUUCAAUGAUCGCUGAAUUACAAUAGCGCGCAGCAAAUCAACGAGAAGAACACUGCGGGUGCUCAAUGAA